UAUUAUUCAAGUAUUAAUUCUAAUAUAUAAAAAAAAAACCACUCCCAUUAUUUAUUAUUUUUAAUUGUUCUAUUAGCUUAAACCUUUUAUAUAAUGUGGGAAACAAUUCCUAUACAUGAUAGAUAUAAUUCUAACUAUCAAGAUGAUCCCCCAAAUCUUUUGCUCAAUCACCAAUCUAAAUAUCAACCUUCUGAUAUAGAUGCCAUUGAAAGUCUUUUGUUGAUUAGCCAAUAUGGUUCAUCUUCUAUCAAGCAAAAGACCUUAUGGACUAAAAGUUGGGAGCUAAAUUCAAAUGGAUCUAGUCAAAGUGAGAAAACUUUUUCAGAUGAUGAAAGUGAAAAAGUUUAUGAGACUUUAUCUGAUAAAUGUAUUAAUAACACAUCUGAAUGUAUUGCAAUAGCAUCUGAUAAUGACACUCAACCUUUUAUAAUACCACCACAAGCCCUUGACACAUCUUAUAUCUCUCAUCAACCAAACCAUACAUACAUAGCUCCUAAGCAAACAGAAAAUGCAUAUAUCACUUUAUUACCUGUUCAUAUAAAUUCAACAGCAAAUAUAGAACAAAACAAUACAUCAUACCUUUUAUUAUUGCUUGAAAAUCAUCCAAAUAAUCCUCCCUUUAAAAUUUUAAAUUCAAAACCUCAAAUAGUUAAUUCAGAAAUAUACAGCACUAGACAUCAAUUAAUUCUUAAUAGACCAAAAAAUUUUACCUGUAAUUUUACAAGUUGCCACAAAUCAUACUUUAAAAGUUCUCAUUUAAAGGCUCAUAUGCGGAUACAUACAGGUGAAAAACCAUUUGUAUGCUCCUGGGAUGAAUGCAAUAGAAUGUUUGCAAGGUCAGAUGAACUCUCAAGGCACAAACGUACCCACACUGGUGAAAAAAAAUUUAUCUGCCCUUUAUGCCAAAGAAAAUUUAUGCGUAGUGAUCACUUAUCAAAGCACAUUAAAAGACAUGCCAAAAAGAAACAAAAAUUAUGUUAAUAGGCAAUAAUUUUAUAAAAAUGCAAGAAAAAAAUUUAUUUAUAUACUUCCUAUUAUUAUAUAGUAUUUUUAUUUUACUGUAAUUAGAUGUUUAAAAAAUGUAUUUAUUAUAUCAUUCUGUGGAAUUAGAAUUACUGAAUAAAAUUCACAAAAAUUGUC
Gordionus sp. m RMFG-2023 is the source of this 1140-nucleotide messenger RNA. RefSeq names its product Krueppel-like factor 5. The coding region runs from base 94 to 981 and encodes 295 amino acids. Gene Ontology annotation, biological process: regulation of transcription by RNA polymerase II. The record is from RefSeq and is a predicted model, not a curated record. NCBI's taxonomy places the organism in Eukaryota, Metazoa, Nematomorpha, Gordioida, Chordodea, Parachordodidae. The transcript has 4 exons. Gene Ontology annotation, molecular function: DNA-binding transcription factor activity, RNA polymerase II-specific; RNA polymerase II cis-regulatory region sequence-specific DNA binding.